AUGUCAACAUACAGAUCAAGGAGAGCCAUCCCUUCAGCUAUAAAUACCCCGAUUACAGUAAGAGUACACAAGGUAAAUAGUACAACAGGUUCGGAAGCAGAAAGAAUUUUAACAAGUUUCAUUGAUGCAAGUGAGAUAAACAUUUCAGGAAAAGGUACCGCAGAAACUAAUGCCACAGGUAUUUCUGGAGGAAAUGAAAGCCCGGCCAUUGUAUCGCAAUUGAAAAGAAUUCAAAGAAGCUUGAGAGGGUUGCCUCCACUUAUGAGCGAAGAACAAUUUAGCAAGUCAAAUGCUUCAUUGGAAGAUGCUGAACGUCCCAACAAAAAGAUCAAGUUUGAUGAAUCUGAUGACAGUUUAUCCAGUGAAAAAGUAACAGAAGCUGGAGUGGAAGAGGAGGAUAAAUCAAAUGAGGGCAUAGAGGAAGUGGUAUCAGAAGACGAAAAAGUCGAGCACAAAAAGGAAAAGAAGAGCAAAAAGGACAAAUCUUCUAAGGAAAAAGAUGAAAAGAAACAUAAGAAAAAGCACAAGCAUAAGGAAGAGUAG
This is a messenger RNA of Candida dubliniensis CD36, 543 nucleotides long. RefSeq lists its product as uncharacterized. The record is from RefSeq and is a predicted model, not a curated record. NCBI's taxonomy places the organism in Eukaryota, Fungi, Ascomycota, Pichiomycetes, Serinales, Debaryomycetaceae. The transcript has a single exon. Bases 1 to 543 code for a protein of 180 amino acids.